Messenger RNA from Gilbertella persicaria, 826 nucleotides. RefSeq lists its product as uncharacterized. Lineage: Eukaryota; Fungi; Mucoromycota; Mucoromycetes; Mucorales; Choanephoraceae. The coding region runs from base 16 to 489 and encodes 157 amino acids. The record is from RefSeq and is a predicted model, not a curated record. The transcript is spliced from 3 exons.
UUCUUUCUUAUUAAAAUGCUAGUAUUCACUAUCUUACUUUAUUGUGUUGGCUUGUUAGCUGCUGUUAAUGCAAUAGAACAGUCUGUAGAAGCUGCUGCUCAUUUAACAAGAAGAAUAGUAGCAGACUCAGGCAGAGGACAUAUCUUGACAUUGAUGGACUCUUCAGUGUCUAAUGAGUUGAGUGGGUUUCCAUUUGGUAUUAUGGAAUACUAUAGUGUUGAAUGCACAAAGGAGACAGGCAAUUUAUUGUUGUUCAUGUCAGAUCUACAGUUGAGUGCUCGAAAUAUGCACCAAAACCCUGAUCAAAUGGCAUUCACAAUCACUGCUUUAAAAGACUAUAAUGUCUAUUAUGGAAACCGUUCAACGCCUGUUCAACAACCUCGCUUUACAUUAUUUGGACAUACUACUCGUAUACCUGAAUCUAAAGUAAGUAAGGCAGAUAAGCACACUAAAUUAAAUGUCUGUCUAUAUAGUCUAAAUUGGCUAUGAAUUGCUUUUUUCAAACACAUCCGGAAGCAAGACUAUGGUAAGUUAUGCGUAGUAAAUACUCGUCUACUCAAUCAUUUAUGCAAGGAAUUCUUUUCAUGAUUUUCGGUUUUAUGAGUUCCAUGUAGAGAAGAUUUACUAUAUAGGUGGGUUUGGUGGUUUAAACUAUAUUGGCUGGAUUCCUGUGGACCUAUACAGAACAGCCUCAUUGUCUCUUUUAAGACAAUCUUGAAAAACACCGCUAAAACAAAACUCCCCCAAAAAGAAGCUUGCUUUUUUCGUGACUGAAAUUCCCCUUGUUUUCCCGACUUUUUUUCGAUUAAAAAACUCUUAAAUUCUU